AUGGCCGCCUCUUUCGCUCGCCUGGCGGGCAAUGCGCCCAAAAGGCUCUGUCUCCGCCCCUCCGGCCUCUUCAACACAUCCGUGCCUCGCUCCCGCUCCAUAAAUACCACCGUCCCCCGCAGCAAUGCCGAAGCCGCCAGCUAUCAGGCCACCCGAUUGAUCCCGACCGACCCAUCCUUUAGCCACCUGGCUAACAAGCCUGCUACCACCAGUGCUCAAGAGGCCGCUGCCCAGGAAUCCGACGCCGAGGGCAUUGACCGCAAGAUCCGUCACUACACAGUCAACUUCGGUCCCCAGCAUCCGGCUGCUCACGGUGUGCUUCGUCUGAUUCUGGAACUCAAUGGCGAGGAGAUUGUUCGCGCCGAUCCCCACGUCGGUCUGCUUCACCGUGGUACUGAGAAGUUGAUCGAGUACAAGACCUAUAUGCAGGCCCUGCCUUACUUCGAUCGUCUGGACUACGUUUCCAUGAUGACCAACGAGCAGUGCUUCGCGCUGGCCGUCGAGAAGCUGUUGAACGUCGAGAUCCCUGAUCGUGCUAAGUGGAUCCGAACCCUGUUCGGCGAGAUGACUCGUAUUUUGAACCACCUCAUGUCCAUUCUCUCCCACGCCAUGGAUGUUGGUGCUCUGACUCCCUUCCUGUGGGGUUUCGAGGAGCGUGAGAAGCUCAUGGAAUUCUACGAGCGUGUUUCCGGUGCCCGUCUCCACGCUGCCUAUGUCCGCCCCGGUGGUGUCUCCCAAGACAUCCCCAUUGGUCUCCUUGACGACAUUUACCAGUGGGCCACCCAGUUCGGUGACCGCAUCGACGAGACUGAGGAGCUGCUCACAGAUAACCGUAUCUGGAAGGCCCGUACCCAAGGUGUUGGUGUGGUUAACGCCACCGAUGCCCUCGGCAUGAGUUUCACUGGUGUCAUGCUCCGUGGUUCCGGUGUCCCUUGGGAUAUCCGCAAGUCGCAGCCCUAUGACGCCUACGACCAGGUCGAGUUCGACGUUCCCGUCGGUGUCAACGGUGACUGCUACGAUCGUUAUCUCUGCCGUAUGGAAGAGUUCCGCCAGUCCCUCCGCAUUAUUCAUCAGUGUCUGAACAAGAUGCCCGCCGGCCCUGUCCGCGAGAACAUGGAGGCUCUUAUUCACCACUUCCUUCUCUUCACCAAGGGUUACUCUGUUCCCCCCGGUGAGACCUAUUCCGCCAUUGAGGCCCCCAAGGGUGAAAUGGGUGUGUUCCUGGUCAGUGACGGCAGCGAGCGUCCUUACCGUUGCAAGAUCCGUGCUCCUGGUUUCGCCCACUUGGGUGGCUUCGACCAGGUUUCUCGUGGUCACCUUCUCGCUGACGCAGUUGCUAUUAUUGGUACCAUGGAUCUGGUGUUCGGUGAGGUCGACCGGUAA
Molecule: messenger RNA, 1383 nt
Organism: Penicillium atrosanguineum
Lineage: Eukaryota; Fungi; Ascomycota; Eurotiomycetes; Eurotiales; Aspergillaceae
Product: NADH-quinone oxidoreductase subunit D
Exons: 4
Coding region: 1-1383 (460 amino acids)
Biological process (GO): mitochondrial electron transport, NADH to ubiquinone
Molecular function (GO): NADH dehydrogenase (ubiquinone) activity; NAD binding; quinone binding
Source: RefSeq, a predicted model, not a curated record